UAAAGUACGCGGGAAAAAAUGACUCGUGACCGGAGACACGCGCCCUCAGUUAAACUCAUCCGGUAACCGUUUCGAGAGCCGUAAGCGCGUGGAAUUUCGAAUUAAUCGAUAGCGUUGUGAUUCUACGUGUUUGUGGUGGGAAAAUAUCGUUUAUAAUGUAAAAUGUGUUAUAAUACUUAUAAUAGGAAUUAUUUGCCUAAGUUAUAACGUAUAUAUUCACAAGAAGAACGUAAACAAUGAAUCUGUUCGCGCGGUAUCAAUUGCACGCCGCGUGCUUUUAACGUACUUCGUUACAUAUCGGAGUGAUGCCUUGUAAUUAUUGAAAAAAUUGCGAAAUAAAUAAUAAUUUGAAAUCUAAUUAAAUCAAGCAAAGAUGCCUGCUGUAAGCAUAUGUGACCCUGUUGCGGCUACACUGUGUCGUUCUUUGGAGACUAGUCAGCCCAAAACAUCCGAAGAUUUAUCUUCAUGUUUGGUCAACAGUGCAUCUAGAAUUCUUCAGUCAGAAAUUCAAUACAAAGAAGUAGAUGAUUAUCAAACAACAAUUUUGGAUCAACUUAAAGCUAAAUAUAUUGUAUUGAGCUUACCAAAUUCUGACAAUUCUGACGAUAAAACAAAGGAUGGAAUAAAUUGUAUAAAAAGAAAUGAAAAAGCAAGUAAGGGACCCAGUUUGCCAGAACCAAGUGUUGUUUUAUAUCCUUCCAAGAAAGUUAGUCUAGGUUGGAAAGGCACAUUUCCAGUUGGAGCUGGCAUGUACAACGUUGGAAAUACUUGUUAUUUAAACAGCACUCUUCAAGCUCUGUUUCAUAUACCAGCACUCGUUAACUGGUUAUUAUCAGAUUCACAUCAUACAUCAAAGUGUGAACAAAAUGUUUUAGAUGGAGGUGGAGAGUGUCUUACAUGCGCAGUGGCAAAAACUUUACAAUUUAGUCAUCAAAAAUCAGGAUGUGCUAUUAAACCAUUUUACAUAUACAACAAGUUAAAGCUUAUUUGUCGAACCAUGGUGCCAGGACAGCAGGAGGAUGCACAUGAGUUUUUACGUUAUUUAUUGGAAGGCAUGGAAAAAGCUUAUUUAACAAGACAUAAAGCGAGCAAAUUAGACAGUUAUUCUAAAGAAACUACACCUAUUAAUCAAAUUUUUGGUGGCUAUAUCCGAACUGAAGUAAAAUGCCUACAGUGUCGGCAUGUUUCCACUACAUUUCAACAUUUUCAAGACUUAUUAGUAGACAUUCGUAAAGCAAGUACUUUAGAUGAAGCACUAACUAGUUACUUUAGUCGUGAACAACUAGAUAACAAUGACUAUAAAUGUGAAGCUUGUAAAAAAAGAGUUCCUGCUACAAAACAGUUUAGCUUAGAACGACCUCCCAAAGUGCUUUGUGUACAAUUAAAGAGAUUCAGCGUUCUAGGAGGAAAAAUAUCAAAACAUAUAGGAUUUAAGCAGUCUAUAGAUAUGGGCCCUUAUCUUUGGAGAGAACCUGGAGAACCCAUACAACCACUUACAUAUAAACUUAUGUCAAUAGUUACACAUAUGGGUCCAUCUGUAAAUUGCGGGCAUUACACAGCAGUUGCUAAAGUUUCAACAGGCCAAUAUUAUUCAUUUGAUGAUUCUUGUGUUCGUCCAAUUAGUUUAAGUAAUAUGUUGAGUACAAAUGCAUAUAUAAUGAUCUUUGAAAUGGAACAACAAACACCAUCUCAGGUUCAAACUCAGCAAACUGUAAAAUUAAAUGGUACAGUGACUGUAAACAAUACAAUAUCUUCGCCCGGAAGUCCAAAGAAUAAAACUGUAACCCCUAAACCGUCAACGUCUGGAAUAAUUUCACUAAAUGGGUCAAUCAAUGGUACAUUACUUAAUAAGGACAAUACGGGGCAUUCAGAAACAACUUCGCAAGUAUCAUUAAACAAGAGUACUAUGCUUCAAUUUACCUCACAAAAAAGCCCAAAUUUUAUUGGGCCACAGUUACCACAAAAAUUGCAAGAUAAAUCUCAACCAAGAUUAAUUAUGCAUAUUAAAAAUGGAAAAAUUUUAAAUGGAAAUAGUUUAGUUCCUUAUGAUGGAUCUAGUGAAGAAGAGGAUAUUAAUUCCAUUGUACCAUUAAAGAAUCAUACUAAUUCAAGCACUACACCAAAAACGAACACAUCUACUGGUACUACUAAUGGUACUUCCAAAAAUUCUGCAAUAAAAAAUAAUUUACCAAAAACAAUUCUUAGUUCAAAAGAAACACAGAAAUCUACAUCGAAAACAAAUGGUGGCAAUAAUAUAACUCAGAACCAAAAUACCAUAACACAAUGUAUGAAAACUCAAAAUGGUUCAAGUGUUAGUAUCAAUCCAAUAACGUAUCAAAACGGUAAAACAGAAGCAAAUGGUAAGACAGAGAGUAGUAGUACCAAUAAAAGUAAAUUGCAUCAAUCUGUUAGAACGAAAGUAACACAAGAGGAGAAGGUAGUUACAAAAGCUACAAAUAGUAGUAUGAAAGGUUGGCAAGUUUCAAAAGAUACAUUUUCUCCUACGUCUACUGCAGUACCCAACGGAUGGUCCGUGACUGAUAAAGAAGAUGUAAACAAGGCUAAUCAAAACAAUACCACACCUAGCGUUGCAGCGUUAAGAGAUUUUAAUGGAACAAAUCGUUCCGAAACACUUUCACAUUUAUUAAAGAUGUCCCAUCGUGGUUACGGCAGUUCUUCGGUUGUAAAUUGGAACGGUAACAGGACACAUUUAGAUAGAGAAGUUGACAAUGAUAGACGAGAAGAACGUAAACGUCACUUCAAUGCAGAUGACGAAGAAAUAGAUCGAGGUAGAGUAAAAAAAGUAAAAGAUCAUCGAAUAUAUGAAGACAGAAUCAAUACUGGGUAUAAUCCUUUUCAAGAGUAUCAAAAUAGCAAAACAUGGAACCGAUCUUCCGGUGGUUAUUACCGGAAACAUUAUUACGAUACUUCUACUCAUGCUCGACCACGGCAUGGUAGAAAUUAUAGGCCUCAACAUUAUAGAUAUCAUAAUCAUUCUCGCGGACAUUGGCAAAGAGGAUAAAAUAAAACAAUCUAAAUUAUUGAAAGAAAUAUUGAAAGCAAUUUGUUGUCGAAAGACAUCGUUAGUUUUGAAUUGCUAAAGCAGAUUAUAAUUUUUCAAUAUAUUUAAAUUGAAGUACGAAUGUGGUAGUACUGAUUUAGAUUAAUUUUGAAAGUUAUUCAACAUUCAUUAUAAAUAAAUCGCUAAACUGCAUCGCGGCAACUUUGCAUGUUCCUGACAGAGUCUUGAUGUACUCUAUCGUUGUCUUGUAGCUUACAUUAUGUCUAUGGACAUUAUACUACACAGUGCACGUGAGAAGAGUAUCAGCGGCUCUGCCAAUUUUGUGUUCAAAGUGAAGCAAGCAAAAUUUGUUAUAAAAUUGUGCUAUAAUAUGUGUAUUAUUAAUUUAGACUACGUAUAGUGUAUGUAUGGAUGCAAUGUUUAAACGUUACGUAAAUAACUUUUAAACUUUAAACAAUAUAUCACUUAGAGUUUACCAGCUCUUUAGAUAAAUUUUUUAUCGUUUAGUUAUAGUCGUAAAAUUAUGUUCUUGUUAUUUAAUUUACAUUAAAUAGUUAUCAAAUAAUUUAAUAUUCAUAUUGUACGAUA
Molecule: messenger RNA, 3610 nt
Organism: Megachile rotundata (alfalfa leafcutting bee)
Lineage: Eukaryota; Metazoa; Arthropoda; Insecta; Hymenoptera; Megachilidae
Gene: scny
Product: ubiquitin specific peptidase 36
Biological process (GO): protein deubiquitination; regulation of apoptotic process
Cellular component (GO): cytosol; nucleus
Molecular function (GO): cysteine-type deubiquitinase activity
Source: RefSeq, a predicted model, not a curated record